CGCGCCAAGUACGCGCUCGCUAUUCACCCUGCCGCGUAUUCUGAAGACCCUAAGACAAGAACCCUGGCAUUCCGUUUGCUCAAUUGGACCUCUUUUUUUUUCAAACUCAACUUUAGAACAACAAAGCAAACAUAUAUUGCUUCUUCGCUGGAAUGCCUUUUCUCUGAUGAUUUAUUGAUCAUGGAUCCUCUAUACAACACUUCGCAAAACUCAAGCGGCUACGGGACUAACGGUUCUUUGGUCAAUGACACGGACGUGUUGUCGAACCAGUUCGUUCAGCCGGUGUGGCAGAUAGUUCUGUGGGCCAUCGCGUACUGCUGUAUAGUUCUGGUGUCAGUUGUUGGAAAUAUCACUGUUAUUUGGAUCAUUUUAGCGCAUAAGCGCAUGAGGACCGUGACCAACUAUUUUCUUGUGAAUCUUGCGUUCGCAGAGGCUUCUAUGUCGGCUUUCAAUACCGUUAUUAACUUUGUGUAUGCAGUGCAUAACGAGUGGUACUUCGGACUUGUUUACUGCAGAUUUCACAACUUCUUUCCAAUAGCAGCUGUCUUCGCUAGUAUUUACUCCAUGACAGCAAUAGCCCUGGACAGGUACAUGGCUAUCAUCCACCCACUCCAGCAGCGCCUGUCGUCCGCUGAGACCAAGCUGGUGGUGGGGGUGAUCUGGGCCCUGGCGCUGCUCCUGGCUUUCCCCCAGUACUAUUUUUCCAGCACCGCUCAGCUACCAGGACGAACCGUGUGCUACAUCAACUGGCCAGAGUACAGUGUGUGGGAUUUCCAAAAGACGUAUUACGUCUGUGUGGUUGUGCUUAUCUACUUUCUGCCUUUGCUCCUCAUGGGUUGUGCUUACCUGGUGGUGGGAUGUACUCUCUGGGCGAGUGAGAUUCCUGGAGACUCUUCAGACCGCUACCGAGAGCAGCUAACCGCCAAACGGAAGGUGGUGAAGAUGAUGAUUGUCGUUGUGUGCACCUUCGCCAUUUGCUGGCUGCCCUACCAUGUCUACUUCCUGUUGCACCAGUUCCUUCCCCACUUGUUUGAGGAACGGUACAUCCAGCAGGUGUACUUAGGAAUUAUGUGGCUUGCCAUGAGCUCCACCAUGUACAAUCCCAUCAUCUACUGUCUUCUCAAUGACAGGUUUCGAGCUGGAUUCCAGCAGGCAUUCUCCUGGUGUCCUUGUGUCCCCCAAGGCUCAUAUGAAGGUCUGGAGCUCAAAUCCAUUCGCUAUCUUCAGACGCAGGCCAGCUUUUACCGUGCCAGCCGAAUGGAGACCACAGUAUCCACAGUGAUGCCGGUUGUUGAGGGGGACCUUCAGGAGAAUACAAAUCGACGCUCCAUAGAUCUCACAUCUAAUGGUUCUUCACAAAGUGCUUCAAAGACUGUAUCAGAGACAUCCAGUUUCUAUUCUAGCAACAAUUUAGCUUAGGAAGGAAUGUAGGAAAUGCUUUGAGUUUUUAAAGCACCAAUGUUGUGAGAAAAAGUGCAAAUUAUACAUGUUCCAGGCAAUGUUGUAGUGUGAGAUACAAACCAGAACAGGUUUUUAGGCUAAUGUGUGAAAACGUGAUAUGCAUAGUAUAUUGGAGCAUUAAUACUGUCUUUGUGUUUAGCUAAAGUUUACUACUCGAGGCAACUGGCUAGAAAUCAUCCCUGUAAGAGUUAACCCAACAACUUACCCAAUCAGCAUUUGCACCUGGGCCCAGUGGGUUUGUUUAGGAAAACCUGACCAGCUGAUCCCCUUGGCAAUGAUCUGUCUGUCGUUACUGCUGGUUGUCGAUGAUACGAUAGCCAGCAUGACGACGUGGAAGGUUUGCACCUGUUGUUGCAUAUUACUGGACUACGAAUGUGACAAUAUAAAGGAUUUGUAUGGAAGGCAUAGAGGGUCAUGAUAAAUAUAGCGCAGCGAGAGAGAGAAAAAUGGACUUUGUACUAACAUAGUUACAUCCAUUUAUAUCGCCUUAAUUCUCUGUUAAAUCCAGAGUUUAUUAUUAACAUGUUCUUGAGUAUCAGUUACAGCAAUACUGCCUUUAAAAAAAGACCAUGGUAUUUAUUAUUAUUAUUAUUAUUAUUAUUAUUAUUUUAAGUCUACCAUUUGUUUUUGUAUAUUUCAAUAACAGUGCAAAUUAUUUAAAUGAAAACCUAGCUGUUGAUUUGUGGUCACCGAUUGUAUUAUCAUGUGUAUAAACAGACAUAGAUAUUCAUAGAUGUUGUGCAUAGUAAGUAUAGUGGCAUAAUGUCUAUUUUGAUAUAUGUCUAACUAUACAGCUUGUACAGAAGUCCCUGCAACAACUACUGAUCAUUUUCAGCGUUGUCAAAAUCUAGAUUGUGCUCGUUCUACAUGUUGCUUUUAAUGUGAGGUCCAUUUUCUCGUACAGUGGCUGUUGUACAUCUGUGUACAAUAUCAUGAUGUUGUUUGGCGUGGCUUGUGCUCACUUUACAUGCCUUUUUUAGCUCUAAAUUGUGCAGGCUCUUGCUUUGUAUGGCAGGUGUGAGAGCUGCUUUGAUGCCUGCAGAGGAACAAAAGAGCAGCGAUGUUGCACCUUUUGAGCUGCUCUACAGCUGCAUGCACUAGCAUCUCCACUAACGUGAUAUCUCAGCCCUCUUAAUAGACAUGUUAAAACAGAGUACUGGAUAGACUUGCCUUGAUAUAGUGCGGUUUUUUGAAGGCCAAAUAUUUUACCAUAAACAAACAUAAUUUGUUGGGACCAUGAUAUGAAGGUUAUGCAUCAUGUGAGGACACAAAUGAGACUGAAUUAGUCCAUGUCUGUUAGAUUUGAGAUCUAGACGGUAGUAUGCUCUAUAAGUUAAGCUGAUUUAAUUUUUAGCAGAUACACAUUUUAAAUCUACAGUCUUACUUUCUCUAAAAUACAGACACAAAAUAUUCACUCACGUUGUCAACAGGGCCUUAAAAUUAGGUUUUUUUUGUCCAAACAAACGCUCUCUUAAAUGAGAAUGUCCUCUCUUAUAUCAA
Carassius carassius (crucian carp) is the source of this 2961-nucleotide messenger RNA. Its product is annotated as substance-P receptor-like. Gene Ontology annotation, molecular function: substance P receptor activity. Gene Ontology annotation, cellular component: sperm midpiece; plasma membrane. The record is from RefSeq and is a predicted model, not a curated record. Lineage: Eukaryota; Metazoa; Chordata; Actinopteri; Cypriniformes; Cyprinidae. The transcript has 5 exons. Gene Ontology annotation, biological process: positive regulation of flagellated sperm motility; G protein-coupled receptor signaling pathway. Bases 181 to 1419 code for a protein of 412 amino acids.